This is a messenger RNA of Punica granatum (pomegranate), 1357 nucleotides long. The record is from RefSeq and is a predicted model, not a curated record. Lineage: Eukaryota; Viridiplantae; Streptophyta; Magnoliopsida; Myrtales; Lythraceae.
AUGUCUUGGGCCUCAGCAAUUGCAUUGCUCUGUUACUGCUACGCUGUAGCAGCUUCCGCACCAAAUUGCGCAUUGAGUCUUGCCGCCCUCCUGCGCUUCAUCUACCUCCUCGCCGUCCUUCCCCUUGGCCUCUCCUCGAUCCUCCUAGUCCUGCCUUCUGCGGUCUUCCUAGCCUGCCUCUGCAACUUCAAGCUCCUCCUCUUUCAUUCUGCACAGGCCCUCUCUCUCUCGCUCACGGAGCUGCCUCCAACACCCUCCAAACCACCCCCCCCCUACAGAGCAGAGCCAAGAUAUCUGGAAGCACAGCCCGUGGAUCAGGACCCGACUAGGAAGCACGUCCAAACAAUACAGAAACGCUCAGCUUCAUCACCAGUUUCAUCCCUCUGCUACUGCAUAGCAGCUUCAGUCCCUAAAGGCACAUUGAGGCUCAUCUCCCUCUUGCCCCUCUUCUACCUCCUCACCGUACUUCCCCUCGGCCUCUCCUCAUUCCAUCUAGCCGGGCCGACCACGUUCCUCCUCAUGUGGCCCUGCAACUUCAAUCUCCUCCUCUUCUCCUUUGGUGCAGGCCCUCUAUCUCGCUCCCCGAACUGCCUCCACUUUGUCUGGCAUCAGAGAAACCGUGGGCAAACAAGAACCAUGCUGUCCCUGUCCAGAGCCACCGACAUUAACCAAUGCUCGGAAGGAUUUGGGUCUUUACAUAAUCUUCAAGGAAUGGUUCUGUUGGCUACUAAUGUGUUGCUUCUAUCUUUACUUUCUCAUGCCUACAACUACGGGCCCUUCUUACCCCCCUGCAUUGUUUGGGGCCUCUACUGCCGACACGCUUUCCUUGAAAUAGAACUCGUGCUGGCCAUCUAUGCAAUCCCUGCUUGGGUCGUGCUGAGAGGGCUUGGGCUCGAGCUUGAGCCACAGUUCGACAAACGUCAUCUCACAACCUCCCUCGAAGUCUUUUGGGGCCGUAGAUGGAACCUAGCAGUCUCCGGGAUCCUCCGCUUGACCGUCUACAAUCCCUUGCGGAGUAUCUGUGUCCCAAUAAUUGGCCCUGACCUAGGCACCUAUGCUGCUGUCAUCACCACAUUCACAGUCUCGGGCUUAAUGGACGAGGCUCUGUUCUUUUACUUCACGAGAGCAGGCCCCACAUGGGAAGUCACGGCAUUCUUUCUAAUACAAGGAGUUUCAUGAUCGCUGAGAAGGCGGCAAAGAAGCGGUUUGGGAAAACUUGGCAGCCUCACAGCCCACAAGAUGGUCUCACGGGUCUUGACAUUGGGGUUUUUAAGCACGACCGCGAUUCAGUUGUUUGGUCUCCCCUUGACGAGGCCCGGGAUCUAGGACAAGGCCAUUAGGGAAUGGCACGCCAAAA